ACAUGGAGGCUCUGGAGACCUCUCAGACGGAAUCCCAGUUGACAGAUGCCUUGAUGGAGCAGGGGAUCAUGCAGGAAAAUGCACCUGAAGCUGAGGACACAAGACCAGACAGUCACAAAACGAUGACCGACAAAGUGACACCAUCCAGAAUUGCUGUCCAGAGACUGAAAGCCGAGGUGACUCCAGAGGUAGCUGUGCAGUGCUCUAAACCCCCGGCAUUGUCCAACUCCAACAGGAAGAGGCGCCAGUCGGCCAAGGAUCAGUCAUCCACGCCGGGGAGGCAGAGCAGGGUGAAGCGGCUACAGCUGCAACAGAACUCGCAGACCCUGGGCAAAGGAAACUCUCCGGGUGGGAGGACGCCAGGAGCGGCCGAUGGUUCAGAGCCCAGUGCCCGGUGGGGCCAUGCCAUGUGUGCUAUCAGCAAGAAGCAGGCAGUCCUCAUUGGUGGCCAAGGGGAAAAUCAAGUCCUCAGCAAAGACAGUGUCUGGCUGCUUGAUAGUGACAGCAUGAAGUGGUGCGUACCAGCAAUUAGCCACAGUGAUUCCUCCAAGCCACAGUACAGGAUGGGCCAUACUGCAGUCUACGACCCUGUGGUCAAGUGUGUUUACGUGUACGGAGGCUCCAAGAAUCUUCGUUGGUACAAUGACGUCCACGUCUUGGACAUAGAGUCCUGGAGGUGGUCACUGGUCAAGGCUUCUGGCAAGGCACCAACUAGGGCCUACCACACAAGCACCCUGUUUCAUGAUGAGAUGUUUGUCUUUGGGGGAGUCUACCCAAACCCAGACCCGGAACCUGACAGUUGCAGUGACCAGCUACACGUCUUCAGCCCAGUCACAGAAAGUUGGUAUGAGCCUGUUGUUAUGGGAAAGAAGCCAAAAGCACGGUCAGGGCAUUCUGCCACACGUCUCGGGGAUCAACUGGUGAUCUUUGGAGGCUGGGAUGCCCCUGAAUGCUUCAAUGAUGUCCAUUGCCUUGACCUCAUUCUGAUGGAAUUCACCAGCAUCCCUGUGAAGGGAACCCCACCUGUGCCAAGGAGCUGGCAUGCCUCUGCAGCACUGCAUGGCAACAGAAUCCUCAUCCAAGGAGGAUUUGACGGGGAAAAUGCCAUGACAGAUGCCUUUGUCUUUCGUCUCGACUCACAGUGCUGGACAACAUUGCUGUGGCCCAUUCCCACUACCCCGACAGCCGGCCACACCGUCAUCACCAGUAGCCCGCGAGACAGCCUGUCCAGUGACGAUGCCGAGGACAAAGAAAACGGACAAGCCAACCGACAGCAAAGACUCUUCAUUUUUGGCGGAGGGAACAACGAGGGCGCCUUCUCCAAUAAGCUGAUCACAUUCAAACUCCAGCUGCCGUCAGAUUCAUGAACAGGGAUGAAGAUCUCGCAACCUCUGCCAGAUUAGACAUCCAUUUCUCAUUUAUACCCAAACGUGGCACAGAAAUUCCUUUACAGGUUUUUGUCCCUACCAUUUGCUGGAAUAAACAUCUUGCAGUGCCCAGCUCUUGCUGUCAAAUCAAAAUGUUCAUGCGUUUUUAAUUUUCAGACAUUUGAUGUUAAUUCAGAUCUAUUAAUAAUGCGGGUAUUUCCAUUUAACUUCAAAAUUUUUGCUCCAGGAUCAGUGAUAUUUACUGUAUUAUUAACAAAGUUCAUAUGUUUUCAUUACCUACAUAAUACAUAAGAGCUCUCAUGGGCAAUGAAAUGGUUGACUGCUGCAGUUAUAUUACAGCAAGGAACACAGACAGGCUGUAAUGUGUACUUUCCCUGUUCCCUAAUUGUGCAACCGAGUGUUACAGUGGAAGGUGCGUGUUAUAUUUGACCUGAUCUUAGAGUAUCCAUAAGUUGUAACAGGUUAUCUUCAAUGAAAGAAUGACAUUGUCAGCGGCGGGUUGAGCAUCACAUUUUGCUAGAGUUACACCUCAACUACACCAUAUUGCUCAGUAUCUCUCAACAAUAUCAGUGAUGAUUGAUUUUAAAACAGUCUUAAAUGCUUUCAAAUUCAGUGAAAUAAGGUGGCAGUCAUAUAGGCCUUUUACAAGGUGUUGUAUUGGGAGGCACUUAGAUCAUGUGAAAGGAUAAACAGUAUUGAUAGGCCAUUUUAUGAAUCUUGAAGAUUCCCAGUCUGGAGCAUGGAGCAAGCAUGGGGUAAUUUUAAUUUACACCAACUUCAAGAAAUGUUGUUGGGAACUGUGCCUUGUGUUAAAGUUUCGAUUCUAACUUUAUCAAGGUCAAUAGAUUCAUUUUUCGUGUGCCUAUGUACAUCUGUGUACGGCACAAUGAUUAAGGUCCUAUUUAAGUUUUUGACAUUUGUUUUCUGGUGGUUUAAGGUUAACUUUAGUUUUCAUUUCAAUUUGAUUUUUUUUGAGGGGGGAUGAAAUAAUCAGGCAAGCAUUGUGGUGCAUAUACUUCAUCAUGUGACUUGCACUGCUUUCAAACAGUUGAAUGUGUCAGUUUUUGAAAUGUUCUUCUGAUAAAUUUCAAAUUUAUGCAUAGUGUUCAGUAUAAAGAGGUACAUUUUGUUAUUUUUCUUUUUUUUGAACAGCAUCAUGAUAAGCUGUGUGAAAAUUACUCUCAGGACGUAAGAUCUUGCAACAAGAAGACCAGAACAAAUACUUGUAUUAAAGGUUAAAGGUUAUAAAUUAAACCAGAAGGGGGCGUGUCGGUUGUUUUCAAAUUUCACUCGAAAAAACUGAAUAGAAAAAGUAUUGGAAUAUUUGACCUUUGGAAUGAGGGUUAAUACCAAUCUUGAUUUUUUAUUUAUUUGUUGUAGUUUUAUUUGUUUGAUUUAUUUCUUUACUUUAUUAGUGUUUUUAAAUGUUUUCAGUAGCAGAUAGUUUCCACCAGUUUCAGAUACUGAGGAGCACUUGUUGAGACAUUGUUGAAGUUUUUUCAAGUGACAGUUGGGCAAAAUGCUGGUGGACAGAAAUUUUUUACCAGCACGUGCCUUAUUGCCUAUGCAUACACACGUUAUUGCUGUACAUGUAAUCAGCUUCAAGUGGUAAUACAUGGUACCCUGCACUGAUAGCUCUUGGUCAUUUUCAUCAUUUUGUACGGAAUUUUUAUAUAAAAGUGUAUAUUUUGGCAAAACUGGCUGUUGAUUUUGGUUUCAAUUUUCAAGAAAAGGGCGAUAAAAUUAGUUCCUGUUUGCUAACUACCUGGCCUCUGUGUCCUUAACUUUUUUAGACAUUGUCUUUAGAAAUCAACAACGGAAGGCAAAGAUUAAUUAAAUGAUCACAUU
Molecule: messenger RNA, 3236 nt
Organism: Acanthaster planci (crown-of-thorns starfish)
Lineage: Eukaryota; Metazoa; Echinodermata; Asteroidea; Valvatida; Acanthasteridae
Product: kelch domain-containing protein 2-like
Molecular function (GO): protein binding
Source: RefSeq, a predicted model, not a curated record